This is a messenger RNA of Lottia gigantea (owl limpet), 996 nucleotides long. RefSeq lists its product as hypothetical. The record is from RefSeq and is a predicted model, not a curated record. Gene Ontology annotation, cellular component: extracellular region. NCBI's taxonomy places the organism in Eukaryota, Metazoa, Mollusca, Gastropoda, Lottiidae. Gene Ontology annotation, molecular function: chitinase activity; chitin binding. The transcript is spliced from 7 exons. Gene Ontology annotation, biological process: carbohydrate metabolic process; chitin catabolic process. The annotation marks the transcript as partial.
UUCCCUUCCUCAUCCGUUCCUUCAAACCUGUGUACUCAUGUCAUAUAUGCAUUUGCUCAAAUUAAAGAUGAUGGUGGAAUAGGCUUCCGGUCCACCACAGAACAAACAAUGGUCAUUAACAUGACUAGAAGAUUAAAACGGGCAAAUCCCCAUUUAAAAGUAUCGUUAUCGAUUCAAAAUGGAUUUCCAAAAGUUGUAAAAUCCCUUACAGCUACAGAGAAGUUUGCGUUCAAAGCAAUCAGAUUUUUGAGGAAAUAUAAGUUUGAUGGGAUCGAUUUUGAUUGGGAGUUUCCAUCACCAGCAGAUAGAGAUAUUUAUUCUCGAUUUAUAGAGGUAAGAAACUUUAAAGAAAUACUGACAAAUGACACGUACCAGAUGUCAAUGGCACUACCUAAUAAUGUUAAUAUUUUCAAAUCCAGAUACGAUGUUACUGUUCUCAAUAAGAAUGUAGAUUUCUUCACUAUAAUGGCUUAUGAUUUCCACGUCUUCAAUGCAAAGGUUGAUUCGAAGACUGGAUUUAAUAGUCCAUUAUAUCCAGUUGCUGGAGAAUCAAAAUAUUAUUCAGUGGCUGGAUUAAUGCAGUACUACAUCAGUUCAGGUCUUCUACCUUCUAAAACUAUUGUGGGAAUCCCUACUUAUGGUAGAUCCUAUAAAUUGGCAAAUCCAAGAAAUUCUGGUCUUCAUGCACCGGCUGUUGGUCGAGGUGAUCCAAGUCCUUCUAGAAAACUUCGAGGCGUGUAUACUUACACGGAUGUCUGCAUUGCAAUCAAAAAUGGUGCUAAAUUCUCAACAGAUGCCAAAUCUCAUGGGAAGUAUCUAGUAAAGGGUGAUAACUGGGUGGCGUAUGAUGAUACGACUUCAGUUGGAGAGAAGACUCAAUGGGCAAUGGGGAAGGGAUUUGGUGGUGUUGGUAUUUGGGCAGUAGAUCUUGACGAUGAUACCGGUGUGUGUGGUUCUAAGCUACCAUUGAUGACAACUAUAAGAUAUGUCUUAAAU